AUGGAGGUCACAAAUGGACUUCUAUCUAACUUAGUACAGACCAAAUCAAUUGAGAGAGUAUUGGCGCCAAUAGCUUCACAGGUUUCCUUGUUAAUUAUACUGGACGAGUCAGAGAAUGGUGUGGGAAAGCCAGAUCUCAUGGGUCCCUGUGCUCAGGCCGUUAUGAAAGCUGCAGAACACCUCAUUAAAAUUGGAAAAGAGAGAGCAAACAACUCUCCUGACCAGGAUUACCAGAGACAGAUGAUGAGUGCUUGUGAGAUUUUGGAUUUAGCCAGUAGUGGUUUAUACAUAGCCUCCCAGAGGCUUGGGGAUGAUUCAUCUAAAGAAAUUCGUACAAAAGUCAUUAGUGCAGCUAAAGAUGUUUUACAAGGAACAAUGAAGGUCUUGCUUGUGUCUGAUGAUGCAGAGGUCAGAAAAAUUGUCAGUGCUGGUCGCUUGGUCGUUGAUUGCCUCACCAGACUUAGUACAAUUAGUCGCAUGCCUGAUUUACUGUCUAAUUUCAAGAGCUUCACUGAUGGAACAACACUGCUGUGCUCGCUGGCCCAGAAACGUCAGAUGGAAUUAUGUCAGAAUCAUCAAAGGGAGAGAAUAAUCACAGCUCUCAAUCUACUGAAAAAAUCUAUUCCUUCAAUGAGUGUGGCACUUCAGAGUUAUAUCAAGUACCCCAAAAAUCAACAAGCACAGAUGAGUAAAUCCUUUGUGAUUAACCAGACUCAGUCAGCUGUGUCAGACAUUAUGGAGGCUGUAGAAAACAAAUUCACUGACGAGGAUUUCCUGGACGUAGAGGAACCAGGCUACUUUGUCACCAAGAUUGACCAGGUGUUAGAGGCGCUGUCUGUGGAGAAGCGCGGUGAUCUGGAUGAUGAUCUGGAGACCUGGACAGAGAACCUGGUCCGCCACAGCAUGCUGGUGGCUCACCUGUGUCUGGACCACUACAGGAAUAUCAUCGUCAAGACCUGUCAAAGGGUCUUGCAGUUGAAAAGCAGAGUUCUUCAGCUUCACAAUGCAAUGAAAAAUAAUCCUGAGCUGCCUGCAAUUGGGGAGGACUAUGAUGAAUGCUGUGAGAACUACAUUGAUGAAUUCUGUGAACUGGAGAAGGAUGUGAACCUGGCCCUACUGAACCUGGUGGUAGACAUCUUCAAAGAGACCACAGAACCCCUGGAGAGACUGGUCAAAACUGCCAUGUAUUCUACACAGGAAAAGGGAUUUGAGCAGCAUAUGAAAGAAUUGGUAACAGAAUUCCAGACACAUGCAGAUAAAAUGGGACAGAUAGCCACAUUUGCUGCUGCCAGCUCUACAGAUGCACAGCGUGUUAGAACCAUUCGCCGAUGUGUGUGUCACCUAGAGAGACUUGACCCAGAUAUUGUGCCAGCAGUUGUUGCCAUGGCAAAGAAAUCUCAGGACAAGAUGGCCGUACGACAUGUCAAAUUAUUGAUGAAAGAAUGGACAUUUGAACUGACAUCCCUGAUGCAGGUUCUGGAUGAAAUGACUGACCCAAGUAUAUUUAUGCAAGUCUCAGAGUCUAGAAUAAAGGAGGAUAUUUCCCUCUGCCGUGGGUUUCUGACUGAGGAAGAUGACCUUGGUCUGGGGUUGGCAGUGAAGUCUCUGAUUGGUCGAGCCAGAAGGGUGUGUCAGAUGGCAGAAAGAAUCAUUAGUGGACAUAAGGACCCACUGUACAGGAAUGGAUUGUUGGUGUUUGUCAAGCAACUGCAGAAAGCUGUGACUGGUUUGAGGGCUGCUAACACUAACCUUGUUGCAGAGAGACAGAACAGAGCCUUUAUAGAAACAUUUCAAAAGCGACUUGAACAGGUGCUUGACCGGGUAAAACAGGUCAUGGCCGGUUUGUCUGAGGACAGCCAUCCAGAUAUCCUCAGUCCUCAGAGGAAAAACCUAAGGCAAACAGCUAUGUCACAUUCAAAUAUUUACAAAAAGUCUUCUAAAUCAAGUCUCCAGUCCUCAAAAACAAGUUUACUAGAACAAUCAUCUGCAAGUCUUAGACAGGAUAAGUCAUCCAGAACAAGUCUUCAUGAUAAGUCAUCCGGAACAAGUCUACAUGACAAGUCAUCUGCAACGAGUCUUGGGUUACCGUCCUUCCACAUGUCUUCCACUGACUACACCGAUGUCUUCCAGGAGCAUACAGAGGAGAGACCGUUCCAGAAAUCCACAUCUUCCAUCCAACAGUCUAGUCCUACAAAAUCUACCUCAGCUUAUAGAAACAGCGAUAUACUGCAUACCUCUCAGGGACAAGAGGCUCUACACUGCCUUGCCAAGAAUGUGUCUGAAAGUCUGAUAGCAGCUAUUCAGGAACUCAACAAACACAGAACAAACAUUUUAUGUGGAGAGCUGUUAGCCUGGACAAACCAUGUGGUGGAUAUGGCCAAAAACAUUGUCCCUUACUGCACUGGCACCAAGCAGAAAAGCAUUAAGACCCUGUGUCAUGAGACAGACAGUUUAGCCUCUGAGAUUGUUGAUCAGACAAAGUUGGCUAUUGCGGGGGACACAGAAGAAGUCAGGGGGGUGUCUGACCAUUGUCUGCAGUGGAGGACCAAGGUGGAGAAACUGCGAGUGUGUGUGGAUGCCACAGUGGACACAUAUAAGGUGGUUCCUGAUGCAUUGAUAGAGGCGCUGGAUCAGCAAAACAAAAUUCUGGCAAAAGAAGAGUUGGAGUGCCUUUGUACCCACUAUCACUGUGUCAAUGACAUCGUGAGGAUGGUGGAGGGGUUGGAGGUGACUGAUAAAGCCCCCCUGACACACUGUCAGGAACUGACCGAAGAGUUAGAGAAUAUCACUGUCACUAUCACCACUACUGUAGAAAUGAGCUCCAAGUCAUUAACAGAAGAAGAACUAAGUCAGCUGGACCAGUUAGGUAGGGAGUGGGCUGUGAUGAUGUUUUGUCUACUCUCUGAUCUGGACAGUGUAGCGGAGGGCAUCAGUGAGCUAGGAAAGGAAAGGAGGGUGUGGUUUACACAGGAUAUGACAUCAGUAGAGCAAGAUGACAUCAUAAAACAUGUGGAAUGUGAAAAUAAAAGGUUGAGGGAGAUACUUCAUGGAGCAUGUAUUGGGAAUGAGACCAGAGCAAAAGAGGCACAGGAUUUAUGUCAGCGCAUGAGUGAACUCUUAGAUAAUUUGAAGUCGGAGCAGACUCAGAGAGUUACAAGUUCACAGCGAGCCUUUGUUGUGUCCAAGUCUUAUGUUCCCCUCCGAGUCAGAAUAGCUAGCAUGUGCUGGGUUGUUAAGGCUGUGCAUUGUAUGGACCUGAUACAUGCUCAGGUCUCCCUUUAUUGUAAGCCAAUCCAUGCACUUACAGACCUUGGUGUCAAGGCCAAAACCACUACUGAAGGAAAGCAGAAAAUGGCCUACAUUUCUGAACUUCAGUUAGAGAUCAGCCGAUUCAGUGAGAAGUUGGUGAAGUUGAGACAGAGAGUACAGAAUAGUAUCCAGUUGUCCACCAAUCUGGAGAAACGAGCAGCUGUCCGGAGGUCCCUGGAUCAGGUCACCGAAUCCUCACCCGGACUGAUUCGGGUCAUCAAGGCCUUAACAGAUGAAAAUUGCACCAUAACAGAAUCAAUGAAUGAAGUGGAUAAACAGAAACUUUUAUGGACCUCACAGAUAAAAGGGUUAAUGGUCCACCUUAGACAAAUGACAGACAUCAAACCCACAUUGGUGUCUGAACUUCACAACCUGUUGGGUGUUAUGGAUGUGUCUGAAGCAGUGACAGAAGGCAAGGAGACGGAGAGCUUAGCAGGAAAUUAUCGCCCCUCGGGAUCUCUAGAAAACCCCAAGUCCAGAUCUCAAACCCAGCCCCCUAAACUUCAGUCAGUGCAUGAGGAACUUCUGCAAGUGACAAGGGAAAGAGACUUGGAAGCUAAUGUUGGAACUUUUAACAGAGACCGAAAGAAAGGCAACUCAAAGUCCCCUUACAAGUCUUCAGCAUCAAUUCUGAAUGCAGCUAAAUAUCUCCAAAAAGAGGCUGAUAAGUGGGAAGAUGAAAACAACCCGAUUGUUCAAGUCGCCAAGGAGAUGUCACUACAGAUGCAGCAGAUGGCAGAUUACUGUAAGGGGGAUGGACCAGUCGGUAAUCAUCAGGAUGUUGUUAAGGUUGCUCUGGCAGUCGCUGAAAAUGGCAAGAAAAUGAAACAAUUUACAGAUGUGCUCGCUAGUCACUGUGUUGAUCAGAGGUGUGGCAAGGAUUUACAGUACUAUGCAGAUCAGAUCCCAUCUCUAAGUAAACAGCUGACAAUUUUAGCCAAUGUCCAGAUGAGCUCACAGGAUGACAACAGACUGAGUCCAGAUGAGGCUGACAGAAUACUGGUACAGAAUGCCCACAAUCUUAUGACAGCUGUAAUGCAUGCCAUGACGGCCGCCGAAUCUGUCUGUGUGAAGGGCCUAGUUACUCCAGAGUCUGGUGGAAAGGAUGAGGUCUGUGCCGUUAUUCUCGCUACACAAUGGCGGCGGCGUCUCCAACAUUAUCGUAAAAUGGAGGCCAGAGAAGCUAUCAUGGACGAGUUGGGACUCAGAAGAAUUGAGGAACACCACCCUCCAAAGUUGACCCAAAUAUUUAAUUAAAAAUUACUGAUGAUGUAAUUCAUGGCAAUACCAAUAUGACUAUUUUUAGAAGUUUUCUCAUAGUCCUCUGAAGAACAGACCCUGAUUUUUUUUAUCAGGACGCUGCAGUUUUUACAAAGUUUAUUAUCAUAUGUACAUGUAAAUUAAAAGAAAAUUCACAUUUUUACAAGGCUCAUAUGAAUUUAUUCAAUAUAAUUUAUAUUUAAUAGACGUAGUAUAAAUUUUCUGAUGUUCA
Saccostrea cuccullata (small rock oyster) is the source of this 4801-nucleotide messenger RNA. RefSeq names its product catenin alpha-2-like. The coding region runs from base 1 to 4566 and encodes 1521 amino acids. The transcript has 31 exons. Lineage: Eukaryota; Metazoa; Mollusca; Bivalvia; Ostreida; Ostreidae. The record is from RefSeq and is a predicted model, not a curated record. Gene Ontology annotation, molecular function: actin filament binding; beta-catenin binding. Gene Ontology annotation, cellular component: catenin complex; adherens junction. Gene Ontology annotation, biological process: cell-cell adhesion; cell migration.